AGAAGUGGAUGCAAGCUUGAAAUUACUUCGUGUAUCUUUCUUGCCAGCAAAAAGAGAGUUUUUCUGAUUUCUUCAGUCCCUUAAGCAGUAAAAGGAAGAAGCAAUGUGCAAUCUAAAGCUGCCAGUUGUCCUUAUUGUGCUCUCUGUUGCUUUAAGCUAUCUGGAGGCUACACCUAUUGAUAGAUUAAUGUCAGUGGCUGGUGAUCUCUCCGAUGGAACUUCUGACAGGCAGGAAUGGAUAUUGCCAAUUCGGUCAAGAAAUACACUGUUGGAAAUUAGAGGGACAGUGCCUGAAAAUGAAGCAGGAAACACUAAAAGUCAUCAUCUGGAGAAAAGGAAAUGUAACACGGCUACAUGUGUGACACAGCGCCUGGCUGACUUUCUAGUUCGAUCCAACAACAAUAUUGGAGCAAUUUUCUCUCCUACCAAUGUGGGAUCUAAUACAUACGGCAAGAGGGAUACAAUUGGGAAGUUAAGCAGAGAAUCUCUGAAUUAUCUCCAACAUUAGGUUAUUAUAUUACUGUUGUAAUUCUGAUGAACUUUUCCCAUUUCAUGUAUCAAUGUUCUUAGCAAUUUCAUAUAUCAAUUUUUGUUUUCUUUUGUGUGUUUAUUGAUAAGGAUUACUCUUUUGUAGUUUGUUUAUCUAUAUAACCUAACAUUGUUUGCAUUCAAUAUGAAAUUUCUUUGUAGAAAGAAAUAUAUAUAUACAUAUAUAUAUACAUACAUUUGUAAUUGCUGGCAGUUUUUAAUUAAAACAUUUGAAAAAGACUUGUAAACCUUUAUAGGUGAAAUUUAAGAACAAAGAAACAUAUAAAGAUCUUACUAUGUUAUCAUGCUAUUUCAAAAGCAGUAAAUCAUAAAAAGUUAAGCAAAUGGAAGAGUUAGACCCUGAUAAAAUUUUGGAAGCAGUCUCUGAAUGCUCGAUUAUCUGAAAAGAAAUAAGAUGAUGAUUAAAAAGAAAAUGAAUAAAAUUAUAAAGCUUCUUUUACUCAUUUUAAUUUUUUAAAAAUCGUAUCCCCACUUCAGUUCACUUUUUUAAAUCAAGUUAUUAUUGGUCCUUGCGUGCUCUGUGUGGUUACUCAAAAAUCUAAAAGCAGCAUGAAUCCAUGAGAGCUUUAUUAUGAAUUAAUAUCACAUUCUUCUUUCUUAAAUGCUUAUAUCAUUUACUCUAUAUAAUAUGACUUCAGCAAACUUCUAUGACUAUCACAUCUUAAAUUUCUGUUGUGAAGUAUGCCUUAGAUGACCAAGUUUUCAGAAUUUGUGAUGGUGGUUUCUUUUUUAUUUUCUUCGUGGUUGUGUAAAAAUUGUGUAGAAGGUCUGCUCCUUGAAUUCAAAUAAAUAUAUUUCUGCAUAAUUUAAUAA
Molecule: messenger RNA, 1362 nt
Organism: Antechinus flavipes (yellow-footed antechinus)
Lineage: Eukaryota; Metazoa; Chordata; Mammalia; Dasyuromorphia; Dasyuridae
Gene: IAPP
Product: islet amyloid polypeptide
Exons: 4
Coding region: 104-508 (134 amino acids)
Cellular component (GO): extracellular region
Molecular function (GO): hormone activity
Source: RefSeq, a predicted model, not a curated record